AUGUCUUACUGCAAGGCGGCAUCAGCCUUCAUUGCUCUUUCUAGUGGCUUUUGUGUUUGGUGCAUGGCAAGGCCGGCGCUUCAUGCUGGAGCAAGUGGAGUCGUUUGCGGCUACCUUGGGCUGCUGAUGGCUGUUGUACUCAGAAGGCGAGAUGUGCCGCUUGGCACUCUCCUUAUGGUGUUAGGAGUGGUCGCAUGCUACAGCGGCGCAUUCUUGUUGCAUCGGCCUGGUGCAUCUUUGGAGCCACUCUAUGAGGCUUGCACCUCCCGUAGCACAUCCGCUGAACACCACACCUUCGGCUUUCUGUCAGGCCUGGCUUCUGCCCUUCUCUUUGUACGAUCACCACCUCGACAAGAUGGGACUCAGCCUAGAUGA
Molecule: messenger RNA, 375 nt
Organism: Durusdinium trenchii
Lineage: Eukaryota; Dinophyceae; Suessiales; Symbiodiniaceae
Source: the annotation of a GenBank genome assembly